AUGUGUAGGCGGGAACAACAACGACGUAUUGACGGCGGGAAUCAAGAUGACGUCAACGUAUAUACCAACGUCACUACCGCUUUACUUGUAUAUAUUAUUGAGACAUUAUUGAAAACAUCCUUUCACACGGUUAGUAGUUUUAGACGCACAGGAGAACCAACUUCACACAGGCGCAAGUGCAUUAAUCACACAUUUACGACAGAGAUACUGGAUAUCAUCUAUCCGUCAGUAUAUACAAAGCCUUCUCCGGAAAUGCGUUCAAUUCGAAUGUUAACUGGCAAAGCAUAUACAGCACCAGAUCCACCACCCCUACCAAAAAUUAGAGUACAAGAUACAUCUCCAUUUACAGUCACCGGGGUUGAUUUCUCGGGAGCACUGUAUGUACGAAGCAAUUCUAGAAUUGAGCAUAAGGCUUAUAUUUGUCUAUUUACGUGCGCUUCAACAAGAGCUGUCCAUCUCGAGCUGGUACCAGAUUUAUCAGAAGAAACUUUCAUCCAAGCGUUUAGAAGAUUUACAAGUCGAAAAUCCCUACCCCAUAUAAUGAUAUCAGACAACGCAACAACAUUCAAUGCAGCAGCAAAUACCAUUCAACAACUCAUGAGAUCAACGGCAGUUAAUGACGCUCUACACAGCCAUGGUACUGAAUGGAGAUUCAUACCUAAGCGAGCACCAUGGUUUGGCGGUUGGUGGGAGCGACUUAUUGGACUAACAAAAACCACCAUCAAGAAAGUUUUAGGUCGUUCAUUUAUUAGUUACGAGAGCCUCCAGACAAUAGUAACAGAGAUUGAGGGUAUAAUGAACGACAGACCGCUUACUUACGUCACUUCCGAUAUAGGAGACCCGGACCCAUUAACACCGGCGCACCUGCUUUAUGGACGUCGUAUUACAUCCCUUCCAUAUGAUGGCAAUACACCAGAACCACAGAAUGUUACAAUGUCUGACGUAACAAAAAGGGCAAGAAUGCAGGCACAACUUAUCAGUCAUUAUCGUUUACGAUGGCGUCACGAAUAUCUUACGUCACUGCGUCAGUACCACAAAACAACAGGAAACAACACUCAGACAGUUCAGGUUGGCGACGUUGUACAGAUUUAUGAUGAAUCACCAAGAACGCAGUGGAAACUAGGCGUAAUCCAGCAGUUAAUUUACGGUAAUGAUGGCCUCACACGAGCAGCAAUUUUACGCACGAGUAAUGGACUUGUCACUUCGAGAUCUAUUGUGAAACUGUACCCAUUAGAAAUCAUUUUUACAUCGUAA
This is a messenger RNA of Ruditapes philippinarum (Manila clam), 1254 nucleotides long. RefSeq lists its product as uncharacterized. The record is from RefSeq and is a predicted model, not a curated record. The coding region runs from base 1 to 1254 and encodes 417 amino acids. Gene Ontology annotation, biological process: DNA integration. NCBI's taxonomy places the organism in Eukaryota, Metazoa, Mollusca, Bivalvia, Venerida, Veneridae. Gene Ontology annotation, molecular function: nucleic acid binding. The transcript has a single exon.